UUGCUCCUGCUGGCUCUGCUCCUGCUGCUGCUACCGACGCCCCCGACAUGCUCGCUCACCCCCCGGAUCAGCCUGAAGCUGGGCUCUGAAAAGCGCUCACUUCUCAGAUUUGAAGCUGACAGUAUUGCCAAUUACACGGCCCUUCUGCUGAGCAAGGAUGGCGACACUCUAUACGUGGGUGCUCGAGAGGCCCUCUUUGCACUCAACUGUAGCUGCAGUUUCCUGCCAGGCGGGGAAUACCAGGAGCUGCGGUGGCACGCAGAUACAGAAAGAAAGCAGCAGUGCAGCUUCAAGGGCAAGGACCCACAGCGUGAUUGUCAAAACUACAUCAAGAUCCUCCUGCCACUCAACAGCAGCCACCUGUUUACCUGUGGCACAGCAGCCUUCAGCCCCAUGUGCACCUACAUCAACGUGGAGAACUUUACAUUGGCGCACGAUGAGGCAGGAAAUGUCCUCUUGGAAGAUGGCAAGGGUCGUUGCCCCUUUGACCCAAAUUUCAAGUCUACAGCCCUAGUGGUUGAUUGUGAGCUCUAUACUGGAACAGUCAGCAGCUUCCAGGGGAAUGACCCAGCCAUCUCCCGGAGCCAGAGCUUCCGCCCCACCAAGACCGAGAGCUCCCUCAACUGGCUACAAGACCCAGCCUUUGUGGCCUCAGCCUUCAUUCCCGAGAGCCUGGGCAGCCUGCAGGGGGACGAUGACAAGAUCUACUUCUUCUUCAGCGAGACAGGCCAGGAGCUUGAAUUCUUUGAGAACACCAUCGUGUCCCGCAUUGCCCGCGUCUGCAAGGGCGACAAGGGUGGCGAGCGGGUCCUGCAGCAGCGCUGGACAUCGUUCCUGAAGGCCCAACUUCUGUGUUCUCGACCUGAUGAUGGCUUCCCGUUCAACGUGCUGCAGGAUGUCUUCACACUGACCCCCAGCCCUCAGGACUGGCGCAAAACCCUCUUCUACGGCGUCUUCACGUCCCAGUGGCACAGGGGGACCACAGAGGGCUCUGCCAUCUGUGUCUUCACCAUGGAGGACGUGCAGAGAGCCUUCAGUGGUCUCUACAAGGAGGUCAACCGGGAGACACAGCAGUGGUACACCGUGACACACCCAGUACCCUCGCCACGGCCUGGAGCGUGCAUCACCAACAGUGCCCGGGAAAGGAAGAUCAACUCGUCCCUGCAGCUCCCCGACCGGGUGCUGAAUUUCCUCAAGGACCACUUCCUGAUGGACGGGCAGGUCCGCAGCCGUAUGCUCCUGCUGCAACCCCGGGCCGUCUACCAGCGUGUGGCUGUACACCGCGUCCAAGGCCUGCACGAUGCCGCCUACGAUGUCCUCUUCCUGGGCACUAGUGAUGGCCGUCUGCACAAGGCCGUGAGCAUGGGGUCCAGGGUGCACAUCAUUGAGGAGCUCCAGGUCUUCCCCUCAGGACAGCCCGUGCAGAACUUGCUGCUGGACACCAACAGGGGGCUGCUGUACGCCGCCUCACACUCGGGUGUAGUUCAGGUGCCUGUGGCCAACUGCAGCCUGUACCAGAGUUGUGGGGACUGCAUCCUUGCCCGGGACCCUUACUGUGCUUGGAGUGGUUCCAGCUGCAAGCGCAUCAGCCUCCAACAGCCUGAGCUAGACCCCAGGUCAUGGAUCCAGGAUAUCAAGGGGGCCAACGCCAAGGGCCUGUGCAACACUUCUUGGUCCAGAUCUCGGAUGAUUGUUCCAACAGUCAAAACAUCUUGUGAGCAAGUCCAGUUUCGGGCCAACACAGUGAACACCUUGUCCUGCCCCCUCCUCUCCAACCUGGCCACCCGGCUCUGGCUGCACAACGGCGUCCCUGUCAAUGCCUCAGCCUCCUGCCGUGUGCUGCCCACUGGGGACUUGCUGCUGGUGGGCAGCCAGCUGGGCCUGUUCCAGUGCUUGUCGCUGGAGGAUGGCUUCCAGCAGCUGAUGGUCAGCUACUGCCCAGAGGUGGUAGAGGACGGGAUGGCAGAUCAAGCUGACCAGGGUGACAGUGUGCCUGUCAUUAUCAACACAUCGCGUGUGAGUGCACCAGCCAGUGGUGGCAAGGCCAGCUGGGGUGCUGACAAGUCCUACUGGAAUGAGUUCCUUGUGAUGUGUGUAAUGUUUGGGAUCUCUGUGGUACUUAUCUCCUUGUUCUUCCUCUAUCGGCACCGGGAUGGCAUGAAAGUCUUCCUAAAGCAGGGCGAGUGUGCCAGCGUGCACCCCAACAACCGCCCGUUAGUACAGACACCUGAGACCCGGCCACUCAAUGGUGUAGGUCCUCCUAGCACCCCACUUGAUCACCGAGGCUACCAGGCCCUGUCGGAUGUCUCCCCAGGACCCCGGGUCUUCACCGAGUCAGAGAAGAGGCCCCUCAGCAUCCAGGACAGCUUUGUGGAGGUGUCACCCAUGUGUCCCCGGCCCCGGGUGCGUCUGGGCUCUGAAAUCCGAGACUCUGUGGUGUGA
Messenger RNA from Chrysochloris asiatica (Cape golden mole), 2442 nucleotides. RefSeq names its product sema domain, immunoglobulin domain (Ig), transmembrane domain (TM) and short cytoplasmic domain, (semaphorin) 4B (gene SEMA4B). The record is from RefSeq and is a predicted model, not a curated record. The coding region runs from base 394 to 2442 and encodes 682 amino acids. NCBI's taxonomy places the organism in Eukaryota, Metazoa, Chordata, Mammalia, Afrosoricida, Chrysochloridae. Gene Ontology annotation, biological process: negative regulation of axon extension involved in axon guidance; negative chemotaxis; axon guidance. The transcript has 14 exons. Gene Ontology annotation, molecular function: semaphorin receptor binding; chemorepellent activity.